AAAAGUAUUUUCACCCGCCAGAAAGCAAAGCCAAAAGAACUUUGAUGUAUCUGUGUUUCCUUUGUAGACUGCAGGGUCCUUUGAUCACAAAGAGUUCUGACCAAUGGAUUACUACUUCAGUUGUUGAAUAUUUCCAUGUGCUACCUUAUGCGCAGGUGAUCAGAGAAUGUUUCUUAAGGAAAGCAUUUGCUGACAAUCUACAAGAUCAGAGUUCAGGAGAAAGAGAAAGAGAACUGGAUUUAAACGGCUCCAAAAGCAGUGAAAGACAGUGUGAUUUAGAAUCUCAUACUGAUGGUGAUGGAUAUAGAUGCCAGAUAAACAGUGGUAUCGUGGAAGCUGCUGAAACUGGUGCUAGUAUUGAAUCAAAAACACAGAAUGUUAACCACAGGCAUUGUACCAAUGGUUUUUCAGAUGUUAUCAGCAGUCCCCACAAUAUGGAUGUUGAUGACUCUGCUGGAGUCCAUUGGGAAUGCAAAGCUACAAUUGAAGAGAUUAACCAUAGGGUCGAACUUAAUCCUCACCAAAUUGCUGUUAUGGUGGAAUUGACUACUCUAUGCACUCCUGGUUGCAGAGGCAAAGAUGGUACCAAUGGAGAAGUGGCUCCUGGCAAUGUGUUUUCCAUUCAACAUCUUAUGCCUGUUGGUAAUGAUUCUCGAAGUGUUAACCGAUCUGAUUCUAAGGAUUCUAAUUCUGCCAAAAUACAGAAGACCAUAGCCUCAAAGGAAAACUUCUUGUCAAAAACUGCUUUGAGAGUUCUACAUAGUAAAAGAGAUGAACUGGUUCUUAAUCAACGUCUCAUGGAGGAUAAGAUUGCUCAGUAUGAUAAAAAGAUCCAGACAAUUAUGAGUGGCGGCGAUGAUGAUCUGGAAUUAAAGAUAGAUUCCAUUGUAGAAGGCUGUGAUAACAUCAAGAGGGGACAUUUAUCAGAGGAAGUUGUGGAAAUGCCAAGUCCAUGCUGGGAGUUGGAUGAUAUGUGCUAUAAGAACAAUUGGAGACUGCCAACUUAUCGUGUAUCAGCAUUGGAUGAACUCUCUCUAAACCCAGAAAUUUCCAGAUCUGUUCUGCUCUGCGUCUUCCUCCCUUUGCUGUUCGUGAAUUGCUGGUGGGUGGGCGGCGAAAUUUUCAGAUCCCUUGAAUAUUCCCCUGCACUUCCCGCCGGCCUUCCCUUAGCUUGCAGCUCCGGUUUGCUUGCUGGAAUUUUGGUAAGUGGCAGCUCCAUUUAAGUCCCAAAUUACCCAUUAGUUGCUGGAAAUUUGUCUGUUAAAUUGCUGCCCUAUGCUGUCCGAAUUUUGCUGAAAAAUGGGGAUGAAUUUCGGUAGUAAUUAGAGCAUAAUUAAGCUUAAUUCAUGUAUAAAUUGCUUGAGUUGGUUGCUGUGAUUUUGGAGGAAAAUCCCGUGUGUUUUAGCCCCUGUUUUUGCCAAAGCCGUGCUCUUCCCUUUUGCCGUGAGAAUUGGAGAAUUUUGUAUGGGUGAUUUUGCAUAUAUAUAACCCGAUUGUAGUGUUCAAUUUUGGAGAAAAAAAUAAAUAAAUCUCGUGACUUCUUGUGUUGCCAAGCCAUGUUUUUCCCAUUGUUUGUCCGGGAGUCCACUUGGGAAAAAUUGGAAUUGAAAUAAAAGCCUAGUUCCCCAUUGUUUUAUCCUUGAGAUUGGGAAACCAUUUAUAUAUGUAUUUGUGUAUAUAAAUAUAUAUACACAAUCCGGUCAAUGAAAUUGCUUAUAGAAUUAAUUCUUGAAUAUUUGGUUAGGUUCUUGAUUCUUGGGGCACUUUAGUAUGUGGCUUGAGUCUCUGGUAUUACGUGAUUGAGGUAAGUAAAUUAUGGUAAUGCCU
This is a messenger RNA of Rubroshorea leprosula, 1827 nucleotides long. Lineage: Eukaryota; Viridiplantae; Streptophyta; Magnoliopsida; Malvales; Dipterocarpaceae. The record is from the annotation of a GenBank genome assembly.